CAAAUCUUCUAGGGCUUACCCUAGACUUGGCAUAGAUUUGAUUAGAAUAUAUUUCAUUGGAAAGCCCCUCCUCCGUUAACCCCUUUUCACGAAGUCUCGCGAGAUUCUGUGAAGGAGUCAGUAAAGUUGAACAUGGCGUCCAAUCUGUUAAAGAACAAAGGUUCCCUCCAGUUUGAGGACAAAUGGGAUCUUAUGCGCCCCAUUGUUCUAAAACUGUUACGGCAAGAAUCUGUGACAAAGCAGCAAUGGUUCGACUUAUUUUCAGAUGUUCAUGCUGUCUGUCUGUGGGAUGAUAAGGGUCCAGCAAAAAUUCAUCAGGCUCUCAAAGAAGACAUUCUAGAUUUUAUCAAACAAGCUCAAGCUAGAGUGCUGAGUCACCAGGAUGACACUGCUUUGCUGAAAGCUUACAUUGCAGAAUGGCGGAAAUUCUUCACACAGUGUGACAUCUUGCCGAAACCUUUCUGCCAGUUAGAAAUAACUUUAAUGGGCAAACAGGGCAGUAAUAAGAAAUCCAAUGUCGAGGACAGUAUUGUAAGAAAGCUUAUGCUUGACACCUGGAAUGAGUCAAUUUUCUCAAAUAUUAAGAAUCGUCUUCAAGAUAGUGCAAUGAAGUUAGUUCAUGCUGAAAGACUAGGAGAAGCUUUUGACUCUCAGCUGGUCAUUGGAGUCAGAGAAUCAUAUGUCAACCUCUGUUCAAAUCCAGAAGACAAGCUUCAAAUUUAUCGUGAUAAUUUUGAAAAGGCUUAUUUAGAUUCAACUGAAAGAUUCUACAGGACACAGGCUCCAUCUUACUUGCAACAAAAUGGUGUACAAAAUUACAUGAAAUAUGCAGAUGCUAAAUUAAAAGAGGAGGAGAAGAGGGCACUUCGAUACUUAGAAACUAGACGAGAGUGCAACUCCGUUCAGGCUCUGAUGGAGUGCUGUGUGAAUGCCCUGGUGACUUCAUUUAAGGAGACAAUUCUAGCUGAAUGCCCAGGCAUGAUCAAACGUAAUGAGACAGAUAAGCUACACUUGAUGUUUACGUUGAUGGAUAAAGUUCCAAAUGGGAUUGAGCCAAUGUUAAAAGAUUUGGAAGAGCACAUUAUUAGUGCUGGAUUGGCAGAUAUGGUAGCAGCUGCAGAGACUAUCACUACUGAUUCUGAAAAAUAUGUUGAGCAGUUGCUUACAUUAUUUAAUCGAUUUAGUAAGUUGGUAAAAGAAGCAUUUCAAGAUGACCCUCGUUUUCUUACUGCUAGAGAUAAAGCAUAUAAAGCAGUUGUGAAUGAUGCUACCAUUUUUAAACUUGAACUGCCAUUGAAGCAGAAAGGAGUUGGGUUGAAAACUCAGCCUGAAUCAAAGUGUCCAGAGCUACUAGCAAAUUACUGUGACAUGUUACUAAGAAAAACACCACUCAGUAAGAAGCUUACUUCGGAAGAAAUAGAGGCAAAGCUAAAAGAAGUGUUACUUGUACUGAAGUAUGUGCAAAACAAAGAUGUCUUUAUGCGGUACCAUAAAGCUCAUCUGACGAGGCGCUUAAUCCUGGACAUAUCAGCUGACAGUGAGAUAGAAGAAAAUAUGGUGGAAUGGCUUAGGGAAGUAGGCAUGCCUGCUGACUAUGUGAACAAGUUGGCCAGAAUGUUCCAGGACAUUAAAGUGUCUGAGGACCUGAACCAGGUCUUCAAAGAAAUGCACAAAAACAAUAAGUUGGCCUUACCAGCGGAUUCUGUGAAUAUCAAGAUUUUAAAUGCUGGUGCCUGGUCACGAAGUUCCGAGAAAGUAUUUGUUUCUCUGCCAACUGAACUAGAAGACCUCAUCCCCGAGGUGGAAGAAUUCUACAAAAAAAACCACAGUGGUAGAAAGCUGCAUUGGCAUCACCUCAUGUCUAAUGGAAUUAUAACUUUCAAAAAUGAAGUUGGCCAGUAUGAUUUAGAGGUUACCACAUUUCAGCUGGCGGUACUGUUUGCCUGGAACCAAAGACCAAGAGAAAAGAUUAGUUUUGAAAAUCUAAAAUUAGCAACUGAACUCCCAGAUGCAGAACUCAGAAGGACAUUAUGGUCACUUGUAGCUUUUCCAAAACUGAAACGUCAGGUUUUACUCCAUGAACCUCAGGUCAGCUCACCCAAAGAUUUUACAGAAGGCACUCUUUUCUCAGUAAACCAGGACUUUUCUUUAAUCAAGAACAGCAAAGUUCAGAAGAGGGGGAAAAUUAAUUUAAUUGGAAGAUUACAGCUAACUACAGAAAGAAUGAGAGAAGAAGAAAAUGAAGGAAUAGUCCAGCUGAGAAUUUUACGCACACAGGAAGCGAUCAUACAAAUUAUGAAGAUGCGGAAAAAAAUCACAAAUGCUCAACUCCAGACAGAACUUGUAGAAAUACUGAAAAAUAUGUUUUUGCCACAGAAAAAAAUGAUCAAAGAACAAAUUGAAUGGCUGAUAGAGCACAAAUAUAUUAGAAGGGAUGAGUCGGACAUAAACACUUUCAUUUAUAUGGCAUAGUGACUGUGUAAGAGAACAAUGCCAGAGAUUGGAAAGAAUCCUAUUUUGUCUUUGCAGACUUUGAAAGAGGUAGCUGAAGAGUGACUACAAUUCAAAGAUUUAUUCAGUUGCAUUAUUAAGUCCCUGCCUUACUGUACAACAGAUGAAUAAUAUUUACCAAUUUCAUCCACUUAGCAUUUAUCUGCCUUUGUGUAGUUCACUUUCGACAGCAUGCUAUUUUGUGGGAGUACUGAAUUCAUCAGAACCUGCUAUGCUUUCUUUGGCCCUAUUUUCACUUGUUCUGUACCAGAGUUAAAUAUAUUUUUUUUCCAGACACACUUAUACCAGUGAAUAUAGGACUUUAAAAUUUCAUGCACUGGGGAAAAUACUUGAGUCAUUUUAUAUUACAAAAUAGUGUUAAGAGCAGCAGCUUCACUUUUCUGAAAAUACCAGGUGCUGUCAUUUAGUACAGACUGGCCUACUAUGAUUUUUGUAACCUGUUGCACACGUGAAAGUUUGAUAUUACUCUGGCUUUGUUGGCUCAUUGUUGGGCUUGGCUCACAUCUUACUGUUAGAAGGAGUUGCCCAUAUUGAGUAAUUCUAAUACUAUUUUAAUUAACUGGUUGCAGCGUGUAUUCGGAGAUUGUGUUUGCCAUUUGAUCCGGUCACUCAGGCCAGUCAUUAGUUGGAACCCAUUUUUCUCUUUCUGCCAUCCCAAAGGAGCACCUCAAGUUAGAGAAGGUUGCAACAAGCAUGGGGAAGUGUAUGAAGGAUAGAAAAAUUAUUGUUUGGAAGUUCCUUAAAGGCCUACUGAGUGAAAGAAUCAAUCAUCGUUGUACCAGGCUUUACUGACAAUGGAGUACCAGGUUUGUUAUCGUGCUGUGCUACUAGGUUCCCUCCACAAUGGUGUUAAUUGCUAUAAUUGGCCUGCCAUCUUGCAUUUUUCUGAGAGCUAAAAAUUUAGUUCCAAAUAACCACUUGUAUGAAAUUAAAUUUCUUUCAGUUUAAGUGAUAAAAUGUAAAAUUACAGUUUUGCAAAAUUACAAUAGCUCCUUGAACUCAGGACAUGAGGCAGGGCUUCUGUUCUUGACUUUACCCAGCAAUUCCAUCUGGAAAAAGUACUGUGGUUGAUAAGUCAAAUUGCCUGAUACAGUUUUGCAACACAUGAAGAUAACUAUUUGGUUGAAGAAGAGUGCUGCUGCCAGCUUUUGUGGAACUGUAUCCUGCUGAGAAUUGAUGCUUUCAGAAGUAGGAGAGGAAAUUUGAUGGAAAACCUAUAAUCCAUUUUACCUGUCAGAUAUAGUCCUAUCAACUGCUGAUUUUAUUGGAGAUAUCUGUAACCUGUCUGUACCCUAUUUUUUUUUGCUGCCUUUUAGUUCUAGGUGAAAAGUUGGGCAGAAGAGGAAUAGUAACAGAAUGAAAGUGUAUCUGCUUUUACGAUGGAAGCUGUUUGUGCAUACGCUAACGGGUACAUACAACUGUCAUUGGGACUUAGUGUGCUUCUGAAACAACUGAAAACCUAAGAUUGGUUGACUACUUUGAGUAAGUGAUCCAGUGCUUUCCACUAGCUCCUACAAAAUUGAACUCUCCUUUCUCAGAAUGUUGUCUCCUCUAAUUGAAAAUAUUUUGGCAACAACCCUUGCAUGUAUGCAUGCAAUAUUCUAAAACAUUUUCUUUUUAAAUCUUCAAUGCCCCAGUGACAUUUAUCAUUCUUAUUUCACACUGGGGAUUGGUUAGUUCAGUUAGCUGGUUUGCAGUGCAGAGUGAUGACAACAGAAUGGGUUCAAUUUCCCAUACUGCCUGAGGUUACCAUGAAGGUUCUACCUUCCCAGCCUCAGCCCUGGCCUCAGGUGUCGUUUCCUUCAGGUGAAACUUGCCACUAGUUAUUUCUGUAAUGAAAGAGCAGCCCUGUGGCCCUCUGGGACUAUGUCAGCUUUAUUUACUAUCUGAAAAUAUCUUGCCCAACAUUUCUAUAUGUGGCUCCAAACAUACUGAUAUAUUGCAGUUUUAUUCAAUUAACUGGCAAUGUUUACUAUCAUUAUAGAGAUUUUCGUUGGAAUCCCAUGUGGUGCUUGCACUUCAACUUGCCCUUUCUCUUUAGGGUAUGUUUUGACACAUUUAACAUUAUGGGAAAAGGCAAGAUAGACUGUUUUGCAAGGUCCUCUCUGAGGAGCUACAUUAGAUAAAUUUAGUAUGUAAUGCCUAAUGCGCUCCAACUGCGGCUAAUGCUGAUGUCAGAAAUUUGGGUCAGAUGUAAUAGGAAGGGCGGAGACUGCAGUGUUUCAGAGAUUGUCUCUAGUUAAUAUGGCAAUAGGUUGCUUGGAAUUCAUGGUACUGUAUGUUCUGGAAAUUGGGGAAAAUUGUCAAACUCAUUGAGUGAAACUGAAUAAAUAUUUAUUCAAUGUGAGGCUGUUCAUAUUUAAAUCCUGUGCCUUUCAGUUACUUCCCACCCCCUCUAGAAAGAUGGAAGCUCAGAGUGACAUGUUUUGAUUUCAGAUAAAUUUUGAUAAAUUGAAAGACUUGGCCCAAAACACAUUUUAAAUGUCAUUUAGAAUUAAGUUCUGUCAUCCAGUAUCUUAGUGAACUUACCUAGUUAGUUGCAUAGAGAUAUAGACUAUGAAAGAUUCUGUUGCUGGAUAAUGACGAGUUAGCUAACUCAGUCAGGAUAACAGUAGGCUAUAGCUCCCCUAAGAUGAGAAGAAUAUAAAUUUGAAUUCCUGCUCAAGACUGUUACCUGGUUACUCCUGAAAGUAUGCAUUAAUUAGAUGACAUGUAGCAUCUGACCUCAACAUGGUUAAGUUCAGAUAUGAAUGAUAGGCAGUUGAGUCGGACAUUGAAGGGCAACUAACAUAUAUUGAAAUACAGCAGCAAAGAGUCCAUAACUUUAGGAGGGGAGCAAAGUGAAGGGGUAUAAUUAUUCUCUAACUUGAAAUUGCAGCUUGUGCAGGGCACUGAUUGUACAUGUAGCAUGCAUGCGUAAAAGGGCUUUUGGUGAGUUAUUUUCAUUUUCUUCCUGCAAACCUUAACCCCUAAUAUUUGUGGGGUGAUAAAACUUAAACACCUUGCUUUCAGGUUAGAGUUUUUUUAGUAUCUACACAUUCUUUCCCUAAAAUGGGAGUAUUAUUUCAUUUCAAAUGCAUUAUGUGCAUCCAGUAAAUGAGCAUGAGGAUCAUGAAUUUGCAGUUUGAAAUAUGUCCAAUUCCUUGAAUGCACUAAGCAACGAAAGAAAGAAAAUAUGCAUAACUGCAGUGAAGAAGGAGAAAGGGAUAUACAACAUUUUACUAGAUCCAGCAUUUGGUACUGUUGCUAGAUGAGAAUUUGGAAAAAUAUUCAAGUGCCAAUUCACUUGUUCAAUGCCAACCACAUACCAAAUGCAGAGAAAUCAGUGUCUGAAUCUAAUCACAAUGAUCUGGGAAGAGGUCCUGAAUAAUUAUUUUAAAGAAAAAGCAGACUUAAUCUUGAUUAUGUGACCAGAUUAUUGUGAUUUAAUACAGAGUAAGUUACUAUAAACAAAACAAAUUGCAUGCUUUACGAAAACCCCAGAAAUAGCAUGCACUGUGUAUCUGCACACAGUUUCACUUCAUUGAAUAAAGAUAUGUAUCUGGAUCUUGUAACACUGCCUGGUAGAGAAAAUAUGGGAAAUACUAGAAUUAUUACUAUUCAAAUGGAAUAAGAAUCAUCUUUUUAUAUGGAAUUAGUCAACAAUUUAGAAUUGUGAGACUUAAUAAAAAUUGUUUUAUCAAACUGCAAUCUAAUAGUAGUAGAUAUUAAAAUUACGUUUGAAGUCUUCCAUUACUGUGUCCACAGAAUUGUUAAUUUUAAUAUUCUUUUUGAAAGGAUCUGAGAUCUACUCUGACCUUUCUUUUGCUCCCUACAGUCUCAGUGAGUGUAAUUCAACAUACUUUCCCCAAGUAAAGUUCAAGACAGCUUGUAAUUUCUUAAAUACAAGUUACUCAAUAACUAGUUAAAAUAUUCAAAUUCUGUGUUUGGAUUAAUUUAUUUGUACUAUCCUAGUAACUAUCUUUUUAAAAUUUCAAAAAAUACAAUGAAAACUUAUAGCUAAGUUUUUUCAUUAUAUUGAGAAUAAGAUUUCUUUACUCGUUUUUGCAAAUUUAUUGUACACAAAUACUCAAGAAACUUGGAAUUGCACGGAUGAUUUUUCAUGUGGAGCUGUGUGUUGAGGUUAUCAAUAAAUUGUGAACAUUUGUUACCCUAAUUAUACAUAAGCUGUUGCAUUUUUACAUAUCAUUGUAAAAUGUUGAAGACUUGGAAGCUUUCCUGUAAUAUACACUAAGUAAAGCCUGGAGUGUUGCGCAAAGUUGAAUUGAAAGGUUUUACUUUAUCUACAAUUAAUAUUUACAAGUUGAAUGUGUGCCACUACAUACCAAGGUUAUGAUGCUGUACAAUUUUUGAAUGGUUGCAGUUUCUACAUAGCCUGAUCAAACUAUUUUGAUGUACUACAUUAUUUUUUGAAUUUUUAUUUUUUAAGUUGCAUAAUUUAUUUUCCAGCAAAAUAAAAGUGCAAUAUAAAACCUCCAUGUGCGUUUUAUAUAAUCGGUUAUGUAAUUAAGUCAGACACUAUA
This is a messenger RNA of Stegostoma tigrinum, 7034 nucleotides long. RefSeq names its product cullin-5. The record is from RefSeq and is a predicted model, not a curated record. Gene Ontology annotation, molecular function: ubiquitin protein ligase binding. Gene Ontology annotation, biological process: SCF-dependent proteasomal ubiquitin-dependent protein catabolic process; protein ubiquitination. NCBI's taxonomy places the organism in Eukaryota, Metazoa, Chordata, Chondrichthyes, Orectolobiformes, Stegostomatidae. Gene Ontology annotation, cellular component: Cul5-RING ubiquitin ligase complex; SCF ubiquitin ligase complex. Bases 133 to 2472 code for a protein of 779 amino acids. The transcript is spliced from 20 exons.